Molecule: messenger RNA, 645 nt
Organism: Aspergillus pseudonomiae
Lineage: Eukaryota; Fungi; Ascomycota; Eurotiomycetes; Eurotiales; Aspergillaceae
Exons: 2
Coding region: 46-288 (80 amino acids)
Source: RefSeq, a predicted model, not a curated record
CCUGAUGCACUUGGUGCCUUCAAACCCAUUAAACUCGUCCACGUAAUGCUUCAAUGUGAACCCUGGCUUGAUCGUCGUAUAUAUUCGAAAAACAGAGAAAGAACCGAAAGCAUAUCAAGGGUACGUAUGCUUCAGAUGAGAGCGGCGACGGCACAAGGAUAUCUUAUCUUUCCCGUCCUCACCCUGGUCGUCACAAUUACCAAGCUCGGGCAAAGUCGGCUUCUACUAGUAGGUAACUCGGACAAUCCCCUAAUCGCAACAGCCGAUCGGCUUUCACGUUUCCUCUAGAGCGGAUAUACCUUAGGUUCAAAGGGGAUUCUCUCCUGUAUUGAGGUCAAUCUAUUGAAGCCUUCGAUCUACAUACCUGCGGCAACCUCGUGCCUUGUGACACGCUUCCUGAGAUAGCCUAAUGGUAGGCCAAUCAAAUUGUCCGUCUGUCACAUGUAGCCAGAGCUUAAGUUAUUAUCAUUAUUAUUUUUCAACAUUUGUCUACGGAGUACACUUCCGUCUGAUCCUUUCAAUGACUGCUCGCCAAUCUGUCCAUAGGAAAGGGUUUCAAGUGACUUCUAUGUUUUACAUAUACCUUCCAGGGGAUUUGGAAUGGCGCGGUAGCAGCUUCAAUCCCAAUAUAUAUCAAGUAUCGAG